CGCUGCUCAUUUGUUUGCUCUAUUUUAGAGCCGACUGUCAUCACAGCUGACUCUGAUAUCGGCUUUUCACCUAUACGUCACCAAAGCCUGUCAUCAUGAGAGUGAUCAUCCGGGAUACAUCUUUGCAGGCGUCGGAGUAUAUCGCUGAUUAUAUUAUCAGUCGUAUCAAGGCAUACAAACCUAGCGAGAGCAAUCCCUUCGUUCUUGGCCUACCAACUGGAAGCAGCCCAGAGAUCAUCUACAAGACCCUUGUCCGGCGUUACAAAGCUGGAGAUAUCUCAUUCAGACAUGUCGUGACUUUCAACAUGGACGAAUAUGUCGGUCUUCCGCGCGAUCACCCCGAAUCGUACCAUAGCUUUAUGUACAAGCAUUUCUUCUCCCAUGUGGAUAUUCCUCCGCAGAACAUCAACAUUCUUGAUGGGAAUGCUACGGACCUGGCCGCUGAGUGCGCCUCCUUCGAAGCGCGAAUCGCUCGCUAUGGUGGCAUUGAGCUCUUUUUGGGCGGAGUGGGUUCUGAUGGACAUAUUGCGUUUAAUGAGCCUGGCUCAUCCUUGAACAGCCGUACCCGGGUGAAAACCCUGGCUUACGACACGAUUCUGGCGAACUCCCGUUUCUUCAAUAAUGACAUGGCCCAAGUGCCUCGUAUGGCCUUGACAGUGGGCAUUCGAACAAUUAUGGAAGCCCGCGAGGUUGUGAUCGUGGCAACUGGCGCCCAUAAAGCAUUAGCGGUCAAGGAGGGCCUAGAGGGUGGUGUGAACCACAUGUGGACCAUCUCGUCGCUUCAACUGCACCAGCACCCUCUGAUCGUCUGCGAUCGUGACGCAACGCUCGAGCUCAAGGUCAAAACUGUUCGCUAUUUUGAGUCUAUCGAGCAAGCUGGGACGGAUGCGCGCACUCAGGGUCCUCCUCUUGUCUACAGGCCCCGAACCUACGUCCCUGCUCCGAUGACAGUGAACAAAUCCAACGGGGAGCUUACUCCAAUUGCCACACCGGAAAAAACAUCGAAAGACUUGAGAAUCAACACUGACCUCACGCGGUCAUUCGAGGACGAUGAGCUCACACCAGAUAGUAUGUCGUCACGUAUGGUCGAUUCGGCCGUCGGUGGACUCGAUGCCACUCUCAAGGGCGAUUUGAUGUUCGAUCGUAUGGGUGCAAGGAUGGAAGCUCAUUAGAUCAGAUCGCAAGGGUGGGUAUGGAGGUGUAAAUCAGCCACGCGAUGGCAGCGCUGGAACGACUUCAAAUGCUGGCUUGGGUUUUUAUGAUUAAGAAAUGUCCUUUGCAAAUGUGAUUAGAACAAACUAGAUUGACUGCUGCAUGGUGUUUUGGCUACUGGGAUAAUGGCUUAUGCAUAUAGACCGAUAAGUAGAAUGAGAUACGUAUUCUUAUGUUC
This is a messenger RNA of Aspergillus nidulans FGSC A4, 1390 nucleotides long. Its product is annotated as putative glucosamine-6-phosphate deaminase. The transcript has 4 exons. Gene Ontology annotation, biological process: N-acetylglucosamine metabolic process; carbohydrate metabolic process. The record is from RefSeq and is a predicted model, not a curated record. Bases 96 to 1172 code for a protein of 358 amino acids. NCBI's taxonomy places the organism in Eukaryota, Fungi, Ascomycota, Eurotiomycetes, Eurotiales, Aspergillaceae. Gene Ontology annotation, molecular function: glucosamine-6-phosphate deaminase activity; hydrolase activity.